Molecule: messenger RNA, 993 nt
Organism: Hemisphaericaspora subhashii
Lineage: Eukaryota; Fungi; Ascomycota; Pichiomycetes; Serinales; Debaryomycetaceae
Exons: 1
Coding region: 1-993 (330 amino acids)
Source: RefSeq, a predicted model, not a curated record
AUGUUUAUCCUAAUAGAUAUUGCAUCAAGCAUACUAACAACAAUUAUACCAUUUUUAUUAACUAUCAAGUCAUUGGAUUCAUCUAUUCAAUUGCUGUCAGAUACAUAUAGAUGCUUAUUAAAUUAUUGGCUAUAUUAUGUUAUACUACAAUUUAUACAAUAUAAUUUGCUUACGAAUGUAAUAAGUACAUUAAUAUGCUCAGCUGUUAAGGUAUGGUUAUUCUACAGCAAUGAUAAUACCAUCGGCUUAUUAAAUAAUGUCAUAAUUACAAGAAUAUUCUUGGAUAUAGAAAAUUUCAAAUCAUACGAAGAAAAAUAUUUACUACCAAUAUUUCGUAGCAUUAGACUCAAUUCAUUGACACAACAAUUGGAUCAAUUGGGUAGUAUAUAUGCUAAGCCUGCUAAUUAUCAACUCAGAUAUGAAGGUAAUCUCAUUGCCACAAUCUUGGAGUAUUCACUCAAUUUAGUAUCCAUGUUCACCUCGAUUGUAAAUAAUGUGAUCUUAGCACCACCACGCAAGCAACAGAGCCAAGAAAUUAAUUCACAAAAAAUAAGAUCAAAAACCAAAACAUCAAAACCAAGAAGAAGAGGUGCAUCGUUUUCAAGAUCUGUAUCUUCCCAAGAAGAAUCUGUUCCAUAUCCAAUUGAUGAUCAAUUUCAACCUAGGAGUGUUUCUGAUCCCGAAAUGAAGAGAAGAGCUCUUUCUAGUGGUGAAUAUGAUUUGGAUAGUUCAAUAUGGACAUUCAGGCAAGAUCAUGCAAAUUAUUCAACAAGCCCCGCCCCAAGUAUCAGAUCCGAGGGGCUGAAUGGCACAACCCAUCAUAGAACUUCAAAUCAUGGUCAUUUUCAUGACUCAAGGCCAAGGCGGGAUCAUGUAAGAGUCGAAGAUAUUAAAGUUUCUGCCGCGGCAAUUGAUAAAAUCAGGUAUAAGUUGUCAUCAAGGAGAAGAAAUGAAUUACCUGCUGCGCCAACUCCAUUAGAUAGAAGUUUAUAG